AUGCGGGUUUCAGUGCGCGCCUUUGGCUACGUGGCUUCCGGGGGGCACAUCCGGUUUCUUGAGGCGCUCUCGAUUCAGCUACCAUACUGUGGCGCCUGGCUUACCGGGCUCACCCGACCAACUAAGCGUCCUCAAGGUAACUCCAAACGGGCGACAAACGAGGCGAGAUUAAAGCGGAAAUUUGUCGGAGAGGGGGCUAUUCCGCGUCGCUUCGUUUGUUCGUUGGUGUUUAAAGGAAAGGGAGAAGAUCCGUCCUGUGCGCUGGCCGACGCAUUGUCUUUUUUGCGGCCACAAGAAGAUACGUGGGAAGAAAAGCCCCUCAUCUAUUCGUGUUUACGCGAGAUUAAUGGCUCGAGGCGGGGCGUG
Messenger RNA from Iphiclides podalirius (scarce swallowtail), 366 nucleotides. Lineage: Eukaryota; Metazoa; Arthropoda; Insecta; Lepidoptera; Papilionidae. The record is from the annotation of a GenBank genome assembly.